AUGGAGAAGGUCGAUUGAAGGUCUCAGUAUAACGUUUUUAUUCUCCCCCGCUGUAUGCGAUUUUUAGUUGGGGGGGGGGGGGGGUGUAUUACUAAUAUACACUGAACCUACACAUUUCUCUAUGUGUUGAGGUGUAUUGUGUUAUUCUCUGUUCUCUUAAUUGAUGACUGAAUGACUGAAAUUGGCUUUGUGUUUUAGGUCUGUCUGUAUGUUGUGUUCAUCUAUUCUCCUCCUCAGUCUUUGUGUUGUGGUUCCUUCUAACCUGGUCUGUCUGUGUCUAGUGAGAGCUCCGCUAUUGUGGCUCAAUAAAUCUACUAUCUAUUAUCCUGUUUGGUCUUUAUAUACACCUGUUUUGUAAUCACACACCAGUCCAAUCUCUACCACCCACCCUUGAUCUUUCUCGCUCUAUAAAUUGCUUGUUUUCCUUUGUGUUACUCUCUCUCAAUGUCAGUACAUCUUCCUCUGUAUGUGCCAUGUCCUUGUACUCCUUUGUGUUUAAUCAUCCACCACUCCCCUACUCUUCCUUUCUUCUCCCCCUUUCUCCACCAUCUCCUCCUCUUUAACCUCUGAUCUCCCUCUGGCUAACCUUUGAACCCUCCCUCCUCUAGGUGAAUGGUAAGGAGCUGUCUCGUCUCUCUGGGGAUCCCACCCUGGAUGUGCAAGACCCCUUGCUGUCUCAUGUGUUAAGGAGGGGGGCCCGGCGGCGGGCGGGACAUGCAGGGCGACUAGCGGGGCUAGACGGGACAGUAGCAGUGACAGGGGGGAUGACUGACUGUGUGGACAGCGGCACUCAGACUGACAUCAGCUUCCAGCACAUGUUGACCCUGGGAAGGACCGCCCACAACCCAUGUGGAGCCCCGCCCCCUCACCCGCCCCCCUCUCCUCCGCUGCCACCCAUCCUGGAACCCUACCUGCUCAACGAGCUGUGAGUGAGAACAGAGAGAGAGAGGGGGAGAGAGAGGGAGAGAGAGAUAGGGAGAAAGAGGGACAGAGAGAGAGGGAGAGAGAGGGUCAGAGAGAAUUUGUGUGUGGAAGAGAAAAAGAGAGAGAGGUGGUGUGGGGGGGGGGGGGGGGGGGGGGUGGAAGAGUUUGAGAUUCAAUUUACCCAAGAUGUUUGAAUGCGCUGCAGUCUGUAUGUCUGACAAGAAAAAAAUUGGGACACAUGACAUUUUCUCUCAUAUGUUUUAUUCUCAGUCUCCUAGAGCCUGAAUAUUAUGACCCCAACAACUACUUUGACAUCACUCAGCAGGAGGGGGAUCUCAGACAGGAUGAGUUAGAAUACGAGGUAAGUCUCAAUCGUCUUGUCAAAUCAAAUUGUCUACCAUCUAAUUCAACAACAAUCCCAUUCUUCAUGCCCUCUCUAUCUCCAUUACCAGUGUUCAGGUGUUUAACUUGUCACUCAAAAUGCCACACAUUUCAAUAGGAGGUGGAGCUGUAUAAGUCUCGUCAGCAGGACAAGCUGGGGUUAACAGUGUGCUACCGGACAGACGAUGAGGAGGAUCUGGGGAUAUAUGUGGGCGAGGUGAGGAGGAUGGGAGUGAGGAUGAGGGUUAUCAUUGCUCUGUUUGCCAGCUAACCUAAUCCUCUCUCACUCCAGGUCAACCCCAAUAGUAUAGCUGCUAUGGAUGGCCGUAUCCGAGAGGGAGAUAGAAUAUUACAGGUAAGAGAACAUUAGGAUUGUUAAGAGAACAUUUCAGACAAAGUUCUAUAUUAUAGCAAGUCUAUGUAGAAAAAAGGGUCAAAGUACAUUUAUGAUGUGAUUCUGUAUCAGAUAAACGGGGUGGACAUCCAGAACAGAGAGGAGGCGGUGUCCAUUCUGACCAGGGAGGACAGUACCAACAUCUCCCUGCUCCUGGCCCGGCCCGAAAUAGAGGUGAGAACCUCUCCCAGAACAAAACACCCAGCAUCUGACAUACAGAUGUAGGAUCUUAAUUUGAUCACCCUGUUACAGGAUAAUUUCCUGCAAAGAAGGACAUUUAAAAAGGUUUAAAAAGGUUUCUGAAGUUUGUAAUUUCCACUUUGAAAUUUCAGACUUGAAUUUCCCUUACAAAAAAUGUAUCAACACCUACAAAAAUGUCAAUUAAUUAAAAUCCACAUUUCCUGUUGCUGCAGGAUUAUUUUCCUGCUGUAGCAAACUGGCUCAAAUUCCAUACAAGACAUCCAUAACCACACCAACUACAGUAUGUUACGUACACGUCUUUUUCACAACAAGAGCACCAUUUACAAUUUUCUUUCAAGUACAAUUCAACAUAGAUCACCAAAUUGAUCAACAUAGAAUCAAAGGCAGAUCAGAUUGGUACCUCUAUAACAAGGGGACAUUCAUGUAAAGGAAAUAAGACUGGAGUUCUGCAUCUCCCCCUACACUGUUUACCCAGGAAAGGUGAGAGGAGUAAAGAGGGAGACAGAUGAGAGGACCGAUAGGGGGAAAUGGAGCGGGGGCGGGACGGAUGGACAGCGAGCGUUAGGAGGAGGGCGAGGAGAGGGAGAGCCUGCUUGUUUUCAGUACGUGCCAAUGUGGCAUUGCUUUGUUUCCCUCAAGGUCACAGCUCGACAGACCUGAGGACACAGUCCCAGGACAUCCCAUAAUAUACACACCUCCAGAUGGGGCAGAAUAGUUUACCCUUUUUAUACUGAGAGUGGUGCAUUAGGCAUAGACACAAACACAACACACGAGUUUGUACAUGUUCUCUGAGACACACAGAAAUUGGAAUGCAGCCCACAUUCAGCUAGAGGGCAGAUUUAAGAGAGGGCCAUUCAAAUGUAGGUUGCUACCCAGACAGUCACGCACUGCACGUACCCUCAUCUUCUUUUACUCAUGUGGCGCCCUCCAAUCUGCAGAGAGAAAUGAGAUGCAGGGUAGGCUAAAACUGAGAUAGGAUGACAGGAUUCAUAUUGAUAAAGCAUUGUCUCACAUAGGGAGGUCAGAGGAGGGGGAAUCAUCAGAGGGAAAUAUAUGAGCAGAAAUUAAAGGGGCAGUGCAGUCAAAAACAUGAUUUCCUGUGUUUUAUAUAUAUUUCCACACUGAGGUUUGAAUAAUACUGUGUUUUAUAUAUAUUUCCACACUGAGGUUGGAAUAAUACUGUGUUUUAUAUAUAUUUCCACACUGAGGUUGGAAUAAUACUGUGACAUUGUGAAAAUGAUUAUCCUUUUAGUGUAAGCGCUGUUUGAAAAGGCCGCCUGAAAUUUCAGCUCGUUUGUACGGGUGGGUUUUUUGGACCGCCGACAUCAUCAGGUGGUAUAAGUUAAUAGACCAAUAACAAAGAGAGUUUGCCCUCCUCUCUGCCAAUAACAGCUAGUUUUCGGGUUAUAUAUUCCUCCCAUUAGGCCCCUCACUCAGGCCACUCCCAUACAGUCCCAGCAAAAUUCUUGCUUGAAAAAUUGCUUUUUUGCUAAGAAGCUAUUUUUGUUUCUUUUUGACUAUUUUAAUUGAAAACAAUCACAGUAAGGUAUUUAAUUGUUACCCAGAAAUGAUUUUAUAUUGAGAUAAAAGUGGCUGAAUUGGACCUUUAAGGGUUAUUUCACCUGUAUUGGGAAAAUAGAUGAAUAAAUAAAUACAUACAUAAAGGAGUUGUUAGAAUAAGAAUAAUCCAAAAGCCUGAAACUAAUUAAAUUAAAAGAAUUACAAUUAAAAUCAAUUAAAUGUGGUCAACUCCACUCUAAGGCGUGAAUUGUUUGCUGAAUUAAACCAGAAUAUUUACAUACACGUUUUAUCAAUAUAUCAGAGGAUCUGAAUAGAGGGAGCCUAUCAAAACAAGCCAUUUGUAAUUAUCCUACCUACACUAUUCACUAGUAGUAAAAACACACUGAACAGACUGGUAAUGUGUGUGUGUGCACGUGUGUGCAUGCGUAUAAUUGGGUGGGUGUGCAUGCAUGUGCAUAUAUUUACCUUUAGGCCCAAUUUACCUAUUCAUCCAGACAGCUCAGUGGAAAAUACCCCUAAGUACAAAAAUGCCUUUAAAAUGGUAAUGAACUCACACAUUAACUUGGCUCCUUCGCCAUCUAGUGACUGAGAUAAACAAUGACAGACAUACAGUGGGGGAAAAAAGUAUUUAGUCAGCCACCAAUUGUGCAAGUUCUCCCACUUAAAAAGAUGAGAGAGACCUGUAAUUUUCAUCAUAGGUACACGUCAACUAUGACAGACAAAUUGAGAAAAGAAAAUCCAGAAAAUCACAUUGUAGGAUUUUUAAUGAAUUUAUUUGCAAAUUAUGGUGGAAAAUAAGUAUUUGGUCACCUACAAACAAGCAAGAUUUCUGGCUCUCACAGACCUGUAACUUCUUCUUUAAGAGGCUCCUCUGUCCUCCACUCGUUACCUGUAUUAAUGGCACCUGUUUGAACUUGUUAUCAGUAUAAAAGACACCUGUCCACAACCUCAAACAGUCACACUCCAAACUCCACUAUGGCCAAGACCAAAGAGCUGUCAAAGGACACCAGAAACAAAAUUGUAGACCUGCACCAGGCUGGGAAGACUGAAUCUGCAAUAGGUAAGCAGCUUGGUUUGAAGAAAUCAACUGUGGGAGCAAUUAUUAGGAAAUGGAAGACAUACAAGACCACUGAUAAUCUCCCUCGAUCUGGGGCUCCACACAAGAUCUCAACCCGUGGGGUCAAAAUGAUCACAAGAACGGUGAGCAAAAAUCCCAGAACCACACGGGGGGACCUAGUGAAUGACCUGCAGAGAGCUGGGACCAAAGUAACAAAGCCUACCAUCAGUAACACACUACGCCGCCAGGGACUCAAAUCCUGCAGUGCCAGACGUGUCCCCCUGCUUAAGCCAGUACAUGUCCAGGCCCGUCUGAAGUUUGCUAGAGUGCAUUUGGAUGAUCCAGAAGAGGAUUGGGAGAAUGUCAUAUGGUCAGAUGAAACCAAAAUAUAACUUUUUGGUAAAAACUCAACUUGUCGUGUUUGGAGGACAAAGAAUGCUGAGUUGCAUCCAAAGAACACCAUACCUACUGUGAAGAAUGGGGGUGGAAACAUCAUGCUUUGGGGCUGUUUUUCUGCAAAGGGACCAGGACGACUGAUCCGUGUAAAGGAAAUAAUGAAUGGGGCCAUGUAUCGUGAGAUUUUGAGAGAAAACCUCCUUCCAUCAGCAAGGGCAUUGAAGAUGAAACGUGACUGGGUCUUUCAGCAUGACAAUGAUCCCAAACACACCGCCCGGGCAACGAAGGAGUGGCUUCGUAAGAAGCAUUUCAAGGUCCUGGAGUGGCCUAGCCAGUCUCCAGAUCUCAACCCCAUAGAAAAUCUUUGGAGGGAGUUGAAAGUCUGUGUUGCCCAGCGACAGCCCCAAAACAUCACUGCUCUAGAGGAGAUCUGCAUGGAGGAAUGGGCCAAAAUACCAGCAACAGUGUGUGAAAACCUUGUGAAGACUUACAGAAAACGUUUGACCUGUGUCAUUGCCAACAAAGGGUAUAUAACAAAGUAUUGAGAAACUUUUGUUAUUGACCAAAUACUUAUUUUCCACCAUAAUUUGCAAAUAAAUUCAUUAAAAAUCCUACAAUGUGAUUUUCUGGAGAAAAAAAAUCUCAUUUUGUCUGUCAUAGUUGACGUGUACCUAUGAUGAAAAUGACAGGCCUCUCUCAUCUUUUUAAGUGGGAGAACUUGCACAAUUGGUGGCUGACUAAAUACUUUUUUCCCCCACUGUACCUCUAACAUGUUGUAUGAGGUUCAAAAGAGUACAAUAAAAUAAACCUGCUUAAUUCUCAUAUGCUUCUUUUCCCACCUCAAUGACACCUUCAACUCAAUGCAACAACGGCCAUCAAACAACAUAAACACAUUAUGUGAAACACCUUCUACAACUCAGAAUGACAACCAGCUGGAUCCAGAUGAACUGGAGCUGGAGGUUCUGGACAAUGCCAUCCAUCUGCCAAUCCCCCAUCAGCUGAGGAACGGGGCCUCCGUGCUCGAUGCAGAACCAGGGGUCGUGAGUGGUGGUGGUGGUGGGGUGGGGGGCCGUGGGUGGGGUCACCGUGACUCUCCAAGCCUGCUCCACACGGUGCUGAGUAACAGCCAGGAGCUGGACAGCGGGGUGGGCCGUACGGACGAGAGUACCCGCAACGAGGAGUCCUCAGAACACGACCUGCUGGGAGACGACCAGACCAGCGCCCCCACCACCAACGCCACCAACACCCCCGGCAGCAUGCGCAGGUUCCACUCUGGCCGGGGGGACAGGGACACCCCACCCCUGCUCCAUGGUCACUCCACAGAGUUCCACUUCAGCACGGACUCUCUGCUGGGCCUGGACUGUCUGGGUGGGGGAGGAGGAGGAGGGGGGGGGGUUGACCUGGCAGGGGAGAGGGUCUACGCAGCUGACCCAGUGAUGAUGAUGCCUGGCCUGACGGAGGAAGAGUGUGAGCGGUACAGGGAGCUCCUGGAGAUCAAGUGCUACUACGAGAAAAACGGCAACGCUCUUCUGCUGCUGGGGGAGCAUGGGGGUCACGGGCAGGGGGGCGAUGGGGGGGUUCCUCUGGAUGUCAACAGGAAUGAGAGCCUGAUGCAGCAUGAGAUGGCCCUCCUGGAAGAGGAGCUACGCCACCUGGAGUUCAAGUGUCGUAACAUCCUGAGGGCCCAGAAGAUGCAGCAGCUCCGGGAGCGCUGUCUGAAGGCAUGGCCUCUGGAGGAGGAGGAGGAGGAGGAGAGCGGGGCAGGAGGUGGGGCCGGGGCUGGGCGGGUGGCUCUUCUGGUUAGCGAGGAGUCCCGUCACCAUGAGCUGUCAGACAUUAAUGAGCUCCCUGAGAGGGAGCGUUCCGACAAAGACAGCACCAGCGCCUACAACACAGGAGGGGAGAGCUGCAGGAGCACCCCUCUGGUCAGCGAACAGUACCCCUCCCCCUCUGCACAUGGCCGCAGCAGCCUGGAGGGGGGAGACUCUGCCUCUUUACAGUGUCGGACCCCCAGCCGGCACAGGGAGAGGGGAGGCAGGAGGGGAGAGAGGGGGCAGGCUAACCUCAACCAGCCUUACUCCCCUAACUCACACAGGAGGGGAGCGGAAGCAAAGACCUCCAGCCUGGGUGGGGCCAAGUUCAGAUCCCUAUCCCGCGAUGGGGCGGCCAGGAGGGGGUCGGACGGAGGCGCGGGACGCCCCAAAACCAAUGGGACAGUAGAGGGAAGGGGAGGAGGACGUAGCGCUGAGAACAGCCCUUAUCUGUCCCGCCGCCACUCUGGCUCCAGAAUCCCCCAGCGCUACCAGAGCUGCAUGCAGCUGAGGUCCCCCUGUACCUCCGAGGGCCUGGAGCGACCCAGGGAGGGCAGCGAGAGUCCCAUGAGCCUGGGGAGCACAUGCAAAGACAUCCACCAGGGCCCUGUGUCCAAGCCCUCCUUACCCAUCCCCCCUCCCCUCCCGCCACUGGCUUCGCCACGUAUGGAGUGGAAGGUCAAAGUACGCAGCGACGGCUCCCGCUAUGUUGCCAAGCGGCCCGUUAGGGACCGCCUCCUGAAGGCCCGGGCCAUGAAGAUCCGGGAAGAGCGCAGUGGCAUGACCACAGACGACGACGCCGUCAGCGAGAUGAAGAUGGGCCGCUAUUGGUCGAAGGAGGAAAGAAAGCAGCAGUUGCUGAGGGCCAGGGAGCAGCGCAGACGUAGGGAGUUUAUGAUGCAGAGCCGGUUGGACUUCCUGAGGGAGAGGGAGUCGAGUGGUGGUGGACAACACGGGGCUCCACAGGGACAGGAGCCCACUACCAUCCUGGAGCUGAGCCACAGUAGGAGCCAGAAGAAACGGAGCCGUAGGAUCCUGGACAACUGGAUCACCAUCCAGGAACUACUGGCGCACGGGACCAGGGCACCUGACGGGAAGAAGGUUUACAACCCUCUGCUGUCAGUCACCACUGUCUAA
Coregonus sp. 'balchen' is the source of this 7822-nucleotide messenger RNA. Lineage: Eukaryota; Metazoa; Chordata; Actinopteri; Salmoniformes; Salmonidae. The record is from the annotation of a GenBank genome assembly.